AUGGCUCCCAUUAAGAAGAACAAGAAGGACUCCAACACCAUCAACUCCAAGUUGGCGCUUGUUAUGAAGUCCGGCAAGGUCACUCUUGGAUACAAGUCGACCCUGAAGAGCCUGCGAUCCGGCAAGGCCAAGCUCAUCAUCAUUGCUGGCAACACUCCCCCUCUGCGCAAGUCUGAGCUCGAGUACUACAGCAUGUUGUCCAAAACGCCCUGCCACCAUUUUGGUGGAACAACGGUUCACAUUGGCUUACAUGUACUCUUCUUUUCCCUACAGAUUGAGCUCGGUACCGCCUGCGGUAAGCUCUUCCGCUGCUCCACCCUCGCCAUCCUCGAGGCUGGUGACUCCGACAUCCUCAGCGACCAGGCUGCUUAA
This is a messenger RNA of Cordyceps militaris CM01, 372 nucleotides long. Its product is annotated as 60S ribosomal protein L30. Gene Ontology annotation, cellular component: cytosolic large ribosomal subunit. The record is from RefSeq and is a predicted model, not a curated record. The coding region runs from base 1 to 372 and encodes 123 amino acids. NCBI's taxonomy places the organism in Eukaryota, Fungi, Ascomycota, Sordariomycetes, Hypocreales, Cordycipitaceae. Gene Ontology annotation, molecular function: structural constituent of ribosome; RNA binding. The transcript is spliced from 3 exons.